AAUAAGGGAACUGAAAAACUGCGCCGGAUGCGAGAUGGAGGGGUUGUGUUUGUUGCUGUUUGUAACUUUUAUGAAUUUUGGUUUAGUUCAGAACGAAGGGAUAGGAGAUGCAGACAGACGCAACGUCUUAUUCCUCGUUGUGGAUGAUCUGGCUCCGGUCAUCUCAAGCUAUGGAGGCAGAGCCCUGACACCUAACAUUGAUCAGUUGGCUGCACAGUCGGUCAGGUUCACUAACGCAUAUGCACAGCAACCACUGUGUGCUCCAUCUCGAGUGUCCUUUCUGACAAGUCGACGCCCGGAUACGACAAAGACCUACUACAACGGAGCCUUAUACUGGCGGACGAACGCGGGCAAUUUCACCACGUUACCACAAUAUUUCAAGGAUGCCGGUUACUUCACUGCAAGCAUCGGUAAAAUCUUCCAUUAUGGUAAUGUCAGUGGAGAGGACAAUGAUUCUCCCUACAGCUGGUCUGUGCGCCCCUAUCAUGCACCUACACUACCGUAUGGGUUUGAAAAGGUUUGCCCAGGAUCUGAUGGACGGCUCCAUUUCAACCUGCUGUGUCCAGUCAACGUGUCCACUCAGCCUCUCGGUUCGCUACCGGACAUCCAGACCACUGACCACAUCCUAGAGAUCUUCAAGAGUCUGUCCAAGAGUCGCCAGGAAGCGUCUGCACCCCACCUGCCGUUCUUCUUGGGGAUGGGUUUCCAUAAGCCUCACAUCUCCUUCAGGUAUCCCAAGGAAUAUUUGGAGUUUUACCCUCUGGAGUCUGUGGAUAAAGCCCCCAACGCAUUCUACUCCCAGACCCAGCCCCCAGUUGCUUGGAACCCAUUCAUGGAUGUCAGACGGAGGGAGGACACGACUGCACUCCACUUGCCGUUUCCUUACGGUCCUAUGCCCGACAAAUACCAUUAUCUGAUCAGGCAAGCGUACUACGCCUCAACCACCUACAUGGAUUAUGAACUGGGACGUGUCUUGGCUGGAUUAGAGGCGGCCGGGUUUGCAGAUGACACUAUCAUCAGCUUCAUCUCCGACCACGGAUGGCAACUUGGUGAGCAUCAGGAAUGGUCCAAGUUUAGCAACUAUGCCACAGCCACGAGAAUUCCAUUCAUGAUCCACGUACCAGGCAUAACAGACACUGUGAAAGAAGGCUCCAAGAAGCCCAAGUUUCCUCUAAGGGAUCCGUUCUUGGAGUACAAGUCGACAUCGAGGGUUAGAGGGAAGAGCAAGGCCACAAGCUCGCAGGGAGUGUUGGUCAGCGAUGCUCUGGUGGAGCUAACAGAUCUAUUCCCGACCCUUACCGACUUGGUACAAUUACCUGUGCCACCCCUUUGUCCUGUCAACUCAUCCCAAGUCGACACUUGCGUGGAGGGUGUUAGUCUUGCUCCAAUCAUUGUAGAUACAGCUUUGAAUCACUCAAGCAGGAGUAGUCAGUCCUGGAAGAAGGCAGCUUUCACCCAAUACCCCCGGCCCUCCGACACCCCCCGACCCGACAGCGACCAACCAUCCCUGGCCAACAUUACCAUCAUGGGAUACUCCAUGAUCACAGCCGAUGGCUACCACUACACGGAAUGGGUCGGCUUCAAUAACGUCACCUGUGAGAUGAAUUGGAGCGACGUCCACGCGAGAGAGCUGUAUAUUCUCCACUCAGAUCCUUUGGAAGAUACCAACGUUGCCAAUGUAAAGAUCAAUGAACGGCUUGUGCAAAGACUAUCUAGUGAGCUUCACAAAGGGUGGAGAUAUGCUCUACCCAAACAAGUCUAACAACUUGCCAUAAGGCAAAAAAAAAAGUCUCCGGUUUUCUGGUAUGCGCGCGCGUCGCCGUAGCCAUGCGCGUUGGCAAAAUGAAAACAUUUUUUUUUCAAUGAAAGA
This is a messenger RNA of Patiria miniata (bat star), 1870 nucleotides long. RefSeq names its product iduronate 2-sulfatase-like. Gene Ontology annotation, molecular function: iduronate-2-sulfatase activity. Bases 35 to 1762 code for a protein of 575 amino acids. The record is from RefSeq and is a predicted model, not a curated record. The transcript is spliced from 8 exons. Lineage: Eukaryota; Metazoa; Echinodermata; Asteroidea; Valvatida; Asterinidae.